This is a messenger RNA of Fulvia fulva, 1875 nucleotides long. Its product is annotated as Bilirubin oxidase. The record is from RefSeq and is a predicted model, not a curated record. The coding region runs from base 1 to 1875 and encodes 624 amino acids. The transcript is spliced from 2 exons. NCBI's taxonomy places the organism in Eukaryota, Fungi, Ascomycota, Dothideomycetes, Mycosphaerellales, Mycosphaerellaceae. Gene Ontology annotation, molecular function: oxidoreductase activity; copper ion binding.
AUGUCAUUCUUUACCGGCCUUUUGGCCUUUGGCCUUGCGGCCUCCUCUUCUUUCGCUGAAGCAACUCCACAGAUACGCGGUCCUCGAGCUGGCAGGCCUGGAUCUCGACCGGGAUCAGGCGGAUGGCGAGGCAAUGGAAAGUCUGCUGGAAGCCCGGAAUACAAAUGGAUUUUCGAAAAUCCUCUGCCUAUACCUGAAAUCGCCCAGCCAGCCUUCACCGAGACCAUCAACGGGAGACAAGUACAAUACUACGAGUCGGAGAUAAAGCCAUUUGAGCAACAAGUCUACCCUAACCUGGGGACUGCCAAGUUGAUUGGUUAUGAUGGCGUUGCCCCAGGCAAGACCUACUGCGUUCCUCGAGGCACCGAAACGGUCAUCAGAUAUACGAACAGAGGUACCCAGUCGUCCUCCGUCCAUCUUCAUGGAUCAUACACACAUUCUGCUUGGGAUGGAUGGGCAUUCGAUGAGCUACAGCCAGGCCAAUGGAAGGACUACUAUUACCCAAACACAGAGACCGCACGACCAAUGUGGUAUCACGACCACGCUCAUGGACAUACCGCCGCGGAUGCAUACUACGGCCAAGCGGGCGUAUACAUCAUCACUGAUCCAGCAGAGGAUGCCCUGGGUCUGCCCAGUGGCAAAUACGAUGUCCCGCUUUGCAUCACCGACAAGAUUUACCAAGCGAAUGGAGACCUUGCCUCGCCCACCAACAACCCGAUCAACUUCUUCGGCGAUACGAUCGAGGUGAACUCGCAGCCAUGGCCAUAUCUGAACGUCGAGCCUCGCAAGUACCGAUUCAGACUCUUUGAUAUGUCUCUAAGCAGAUCUUACGACAUCUACAUUGCUGAUGAGAACAACAACCCAAUCCAAUUCCAGGUCAUUGGCUCAGACUCCGGCCUAUUCGCCGCUCCCGUCGACGCCAAAGACGUCGUCAUUUCCAUGGGAGAGCGCUAUGAGAUCAUUAUCGACUUUAGCUGUUUCGCGGGCCAGAAUAUUACUAUGUUCAACGGUCAACAGAUUGCACAAAUCAACGAGUUCCAUAACACCGACAAGGUCAUGAGGUUCGUCGUUGGAGACAGCGUCACCGACGAGUCCAACAACAACGUACCAUCAACUCUGAACGGUGCCAUCGACUGGCCAGCGCAGCGAGACACUAUUGACAAGACCUUCAACUUCCAGAUGGGCGGCGCGGACGUGUGGACCGUCAAUGGCGUGGAUUUCAGCGACCCGAACUCGCGUGUGCUGGCUAGGCCGCCACAAGGCACUGUCGAGCGUUGGCGCCUCGUGCACACUGGCGGUCCGGCUGUCCACCCAGUACAUAUCCAUCUUGUCAACAUGCAGGUCCUCUCGCGUACUGGUGGUGCCCGUGGCCUCAUGCCAUACGAAGCUGCUGGUCUGAAAGACGUCGUUAUGCUGGCUCCUGGCGAGAUUGUCGACGUGCUUGCCUUUUACGGUCCUUGGAACGGCUUGUACAUGUUUCAUUGCCACAACCUUGUACACGAAGAUCACACCAUGAUGGCCGCGUUCAACACGACGACCCUUGAAGCGCUGGGCUACGACUUCAACAGCACGCAGGGCUUCGGCGACCCAAUGGAUCCGAGAUUCAUAGCCAAGGCUUACGAUGAGUCUGCCUUUUCUGACGCUGCCAAACAUGAAGCAGUGUCCUCGCUAGCGGCGCUGAAUGCUUAUGCUCCUGUCAGCUCGCUCAUGGCUGCAGAGAAGCAGUACUAUGCCACUGCCGGAUUAAAUAGCGACGCCGCUUCUGCCCCGGCUCAAACUGCUGCGCCGACCAGCGUGGGUGUCGGCUUCGUGGCGAAUGCUGUGCCUACCUCUACUGCUCUCUUCCCUAGUCUGGCGCAGCCGUUCAGGGCAUGA